UUGGUCAUGUAGAAUAUUUGGGCCAACUUAUUCGAAUUGAAGGUCCCCCAUUAUCUUCUGAGAUUAAAGAUGCAAAAAAUAAGAAAGCAAUUGAGCGAUCUUUAAAACUAUUUAUUUCUAGAAAACUCGUAGGAUAUAUGAAUCAAGAUAAGAAAAAAGGUUAUGAAUUUAACUUAUCUGUUGAUUAUAUUCUUGUAUUAAAAGAUUCGCAGAAAAAUAAAUGUAAAUUAUGUCUCAAUAAAUUGUUAUGGGAUUGGGACAAAGCUAGAAAUCCAGACCAAUGGACAGUAGAUAGAAUUAAUAAUGAAUUGAGACAUAUUAAAGGAAAUGUACAGCUUACUAGUUUAGAAUGCAAUCGGAAUCAUCGAGUCUAG
This is a messenger RNA of Racocetra persica, 374 nucleotides long. NCBI's taxonomy places the organism in Eukaryota, Fungi, Glomeromycota, Glomeromycetes, Diversisporales, Gigasporaceae. The record is from the annotation of a GenBank genome assembly.